AUGCUGUUCGCGCAAGCUUUGCUGUCCGCCCAAGUUGUGCUGUCUUCGCAAGUUGUGCUGUCCUCUCAAGUUGUGCUGUCCUCUCAAGUUGUGCUGUCCUCUCAAGUUUUGAUGUCCUCUCAAGUUGAGGUGUCCUCUCAAGCUGAGCUGUCCUCGCAAGCUGUGCUGUCCUCACAAGCUGUGCUGUCCUCGCAAGCUGUGCUGUCCUCGCAAGCUAUGCUGUCCUCGCAAGCUGUGCUGACCUCACAAGCUGUGCUGUCCUCGCAAGCUUUGCUGUCCUUGGAAGCUGUGCUGUCCUCGCAACCUGUGCUGUCCUCGCAACCUGUGCUGUCCUCGCAAGCCGUUCUCUCCUCGCAAGCUGUGCUGUCCUCACGAGCUGUGCUGUCCUCACAAGCUGUGCUGUCCUCGCAAAAUGUGCUGUCCUCGCAAGCUGUGCUGUCCUCGCAAGCUGUGCUGUCGUCUCAAGUUGAGCUGCCCUCUCAAGUUCAGCUGCCCUCUCAAGUUGAGCUGUCCUCUCAAGUUGAGCUCUCCUCUCAAGUUGAGCGGUCCUCUCAAGUUGAGCUGUACUCUCAAGUUGAGCUUUCCUCUCAAGUUGAGCAGUCCGCUGAAGUUGAGUUGUCCUCUCAAAUUGAGGAGUCCUCUCAAGUUGAGCUGUCCUCGCAAGCUGUGCUGUCGUCCCAAGCUAAGCUGUCCUCCCAACCUCUGCUGUCCUCGCAAGCCGUGCUGUCCUCGCUAGCCGUGCUGUCCUCAGAAGCCGUGCUGUCCUCUCACGCUUUGCUGUCCUCGCAAGCUUUGCUGUUCUCGCAAGCUUUGCUGUCCUCGCAAGUUGUGCUGUCUUCUCAAGUCGUACAGCCCGCUCAAGUCGAACUGUCCUCUCAAGUUGAGCUGUUAUCUCAAGCUGAGCUGUCCUCGCAACCUGUGCUUUCCUCGCAAGCUGUGCUGUCCUCGCAAGCUGUGCUGUCCUCGCAAGCUGUGCUGUCCUCGCAAGCUGUGCUGUCCCCGCAAGCUGUGCUGUCCUCGAAAGCUGUGCUGUCCUCGAAAGCUGUGCUGUCCUUGGAGGCUGUGCUGUCCUCGCAACCUGUGCUGUCCUCGCAACCUGUGCUGUCCUCGCAAGCCGUUUUCUCCUCGCAAGCUGUGCUGUCCUCGCAAGCUGUGCUGUCCUCGCAAGCUGUGCUGUCCUCGCAAGCUGUGCUGUCGUCGCAAGCUGUGUCGUCCUCGCAAGCUGUGCUGUCCUCACAAGCUGUGCAGUCGUCUCAGGUUGAGCUGCCCUCUCAAGUUCAGCUGCCCUCCCAAGUUGAGCUGUCCUCUCAAGUUGAGCUAUCCUCUCAAGUUGAGCUGUCCUCUCAAGUUGAGCUGUCAAGUUGA
Molecule: messenger RNA, 1365 nt
Organism: Schistocerca piceifrons (Central American locust)
Lineage: Eukaryota; Metazoa; Arthropoda; Insecta; Orthoptera; Acrididae
Exons: 1
Coding region: 1-1365 (454 amino acids)
Source: RefSeq, a predicted model, not a curated record